Messenger RNA from Dictyostelium discoideum AX4, 1398 nucleotides. Its product is annotated as transmembrane protein. The transcript has 3 exons. Bases 1 to 1398 code for a protein of 465 amino acids. Gene Ontology annotation, cellular component: membrane. The record is from RefSeq and is a predicted model, not a curated record. Lineage: Eukaryota; Evosea; Eumycetozoa; Dictyosteliales; Dictyosteliaceae.
AUGGUUAGACAAAUUAAAAUUUUACCAAAACAUAGUAUUGGUCAUAACUUUUCAGGUUUUGAUAAAUCAUACCCAGAAGAGUUAUAUUCUUCAUUACCAAUUAUAGAAUACACACAAAUAAUUGAUUAUAUAAAUUUAAAAACUCAAAGAGAUUAUAAAAGUUAUAUUCUUUAUAUGAUUAUCUUUGCAAUUUUUGGUUUAUUACCUUUUUUAAUUGCAUUAAUUUUUGAACUUUUUCGUUCAUCACUUUAUAAAAAUAGAUUUGAAAGAGAUUUUGAUAAUUGUUUAAAACAAAUUAAUGAAUUAAUAAAAUGUAGAAAUGUUACAUUUUCAUUUAAAUUUACAAGUAAAAUUAGAAAAAUGCAAAAGUUAGAAUUAAUAAUUAGUUAUCAAGAUGAACAACCAAAAAAAGAAAUUGUUGGUGAUUUUAUAGUUUCACCAGAAGGUAGAAAUAUUUUAGUAUUACCACCAGCACCAUUGGAUUUAAUAAAUUUUGAUCAACUUUAUUUAUCAUCAUCACAAUCAAAUAAAUUUAAUAAAUCAAAAAAAUCGAAUAAAAUUAAUGAUAAAACUCCAAUUUUAAACAAUAAUAAUAAUAAUAAUAAUAAUAAUAAUAUUAUAAAUUAUUGUAAAACAAAAAUAAAUUAUAAUAAUAGUGAAAGAAAAACAAAUGGAUUAAAAGAUGAUAAUUUUUAUGGUUUUAAAGAUACAAAUUAUGAUAAAGAUUUAUAUAAUUUCAUGUUAGAGAGUGAAUAUCAAUCAAUGAUUAGAGAAUUUAAUACUGUAUUAGUUAGAAAGAUUGAUAUUAAAAAACAAUUAAUAUUCUUAUUGGUUAGUACCAUUUUAUUAAUUGCUUUAAUUGGAUUCAUUUUAAUUAUACCUGCUGCUAUUUUAUAUUCAAAGAAAAGAUCUCAUUAUUAUACUCAUCUAUAUAAUGAUUUAAAUAUUAUGGUUCAUAAAUAUUCAAGUAUUUAUAAUUCAAGAGGUAUAACAAUUUCUUAUUGUUUUGAAAAUUCUGAUGAUUUUAAUAAUGAUUCUUCACCAUUAAUUAAUAUUUUAAUUAUAUAUCCAAAAGCACCAAAAGGAUCACCAAUUUUAACAAAUUUCACUAAUAAUACACAUCAAUGGAUUUUAGUACCAACUUCACCAAAUGCAAUUGCACCAUAUUUUACAAUAUUAAAUAAUAUGGCAUACAAUAAUAAUAAUUCUAUUAUUGAAAAUAAUUUUAAUAAUAACUAUAAUAAUAGUAAUAAUAAUAAUAAUAGUAAUAAUAGUAAUAGUAAUAAUAAUAAUAAUAAUAAUAAUAAUAAUAAUAAUUAUAAUAAUAAUAAUUAUAAUAAUAAUAAUAAUCAAGUACAAGUUUAUCAAACUGAACAAACUUUAAAUUAUAAUAUAUAA